UCUAAGUGACAGCUACCUAGUUGUGAAGUAGUACUUUGUAGAACGACUGGCGUCGUUCACUUCAACUUUGCUCCUGAGGGCGCGUGCGCUGAUGGCUGCAAACAUGUCGACCGUCAAGCGCGGACUAGCCAGCGCUAGCGCUGGUGUGGGCCGCUCGUCGGUGCCUGCGGUGCCGCUGCCUGGGGCCUCGCGCCCGAUGCCGCUGCGCCUGCCCGCCUCCGGCGCCUCCUCCUUCGCCGCCGCCGGCCUCAUGGCGCCCGCGCUGCGCCGCAUGCCGGGCGCCGCCUCCGCCAGCCGCUCCGCUCUGCGCUGCCUGGCCUCCGCCGCGCCCGCCGUGGCGGCGCCGCCCGCGCCCGCCGGCGUGGUGUCGAAGGCGCACGGCUUCACGCUGACCCGGCAGCAGUACGUCAAGGAGUACGGCAGCCACGUGCUCAUGUACACGCACGACAAGACCGGUGCCGAGGUGAUCAGCGUCCUCAACAGCGACGAGAACAAGACGUUUGGUGUGGUGUUCCGCACGCCCGUGGACGACUCCACCGGCAUCCCGCACAUCCUGGAGCACUCGGUGCUGUGCGGCAGCCGCAAGUACCCCAUCAAGGAGCCGUUUGUGGAGCUGAUGAAGAGCUCGCUCAACACCUUCCUCAACGCCUUCACCUACCCCGACCGCACCUGCUACCCAGUGGCCUCCACCAACAGCCAGGACUUUUACAACCUGGUGGACGUGUACCUGGACGCCGUGUUCCACCCGCGCUGCGUGUCCGACCGCCGCGUGUUCGAGCAGGAGGGCUGGCACUACGAGCUGGACAACAAGGAGGAGCCGUUGACGUACAAGGGCGUGGUGUUCAACGAGAUGAAGGGCGUGUACUCGUCACCCGACUCGGUCUACUACCGCGUGGUGCAGCAGGCGCUCUUCCCAUCCAACACCUACAGGCACGACAGCGGCGGCGACCCCGAGGUGAUCCCCAAGCUCACCUUUGAGCAGUUCCAGGACUUCCAUGCCAAAUACUACCACCCCUCCAACGCCCGCUUCUGGUUCUAUGGCGACGACGAGCCGGUGAAGCGGCUGCAGCUGCUGGACGGCUUCCUCAGCGAGUUCGAGCGCCGGCCCGUGGACAGCGCAGUGGCCACACAGGCUCUGAUGCACGAGCCGCGCACCGUGACCGAGUACUAUGCCGCGGGCGCGGGCGAGGAGGGCGAGGAGGAGGGCGGUGCGGCGGGCGGCGGCGGCGGCGAGGCGCAGAAGGCGUACGUGGGUCUGAGCUGGGUGCUGUCUGACACGCCCCUGGAUGUGGAAACGGAGUUGGCGCUGGGCUUCCUGGACUACCUGCUGCUGGGCACACCCGCGGCCCCGCUGCGCAAGGCGCUGAACGACUCCCGGCUGGGCGCGGCGGUGAUUGGCGGCGGCAUUGACGACGACCUCAAGCAGCCCUGCUUCACCCUGGGGCUCAAGGGCGUGGACCCGGCGGAGGCCGACAAGGUGGACUCGCUCAUCCUGACCAAGCUGCAGGAGCUGGCGGACAGCGGCUUCUCCGCCUCGGCCGUGGAGGCCGCCGUCAACACCAUUGAGUUCAGCCUGCGCGAGAACAACACCGGCUCCUUCCCGCGCGGCCUCAGCCUCAUGCUGCGCGCGGUGGGCGCCUGGAUCUACGACCAGGACCCCUUCACGCAGAUGCAGUGGGAGGACGCGCUGGCCAGCUUCAAGUCCAAGCUGGCUGCGGGCGGCGACGUGUUCGGCCCGCUCAUCCGCAAGUACCUGCUGGACAACAAGCACCGUGUGGCGGUGCGGCUGCUGCCCGACAGCGCCAAGGCCGCGGCCAUUGAGGCGGCGGAGAAGGCGGAGCUGGAGCGGGCGCGCGCCGCCAUGAAGGAGGAGGACCUGGAGGCGGUGGUGGCCAACACGCACGCGCUCAAGGAGCUGCAGGAGACACCCGACAGCCCCGAGGCCCUGGCCUGCAUCCCCGCCCUGAAGCUGUCCGACAUCCCCAAGACCAUCACCAAGGUCCCCACCUCCUCCAAGGCCCUGGCCGACGGCGCCACCCUGCUCGGCCACGACCUGUUCACCAACGACGUCCUGUACCUGGAGGCCGCCUUCGACCUGCGCUCUCUGCCGGCCCGGCUGCUGCCGCUGGUGCCGCUGUUCUGCCGCAGCCUGACCCAGAUGGGCACCGCCACCGAGAGCUUCAUCGAGCUCACGGAGCGCAUCGGCCGCAAGACCGGCGGCGUCAGCGUCUACCCCUUCACCUCGGCUGUGCGCGGGCAGGAGGCGCCCGUGUCCUACGUCAUGAUCCGCGGCAAGGCCAUGGGCGGCAAGGCGGCUGACCUGCUGGAUCUGAUGCGCGACGUGCUGCUCACGGCGCGCCUGGACGACAAGGCACGGUUCGGACAGAUGGUGGCGGAGACCAAGGCCGGCAUGGAGAGCGGCAUCAUCAGCGGCGGCCACUCCUACGCCGCCAAACGCCUGGGCGCGCAGCGCUCGCUGGCGGGCGCGGUGGGCGAGGCCAUGGGCGGCCUGAGCUACCUGGAGUACGUGCGGCAGCUGGCCAAGCGCGUGGAGAGCGAGGAGGGCUGGCAGGCCGUGCGCGCGGACCUGGAGGCCAUCAGGGCGGCGCUGCUGCAGCGCAAGGGCGCCAUUGUGAACCUCACCGCCGACAACGCCACCCUGGCCGCCGCCGAGUCCGCCGUCGCCGACUUCCUGUCCGCCCUGCCCGCCACCGCCGCCGCCACCGCCACCGCCGGCGCCAACGACUGGGCCAGCAGCGGCCUGUUGCUGCCGCGCAACAGCGAGGCCCUCACCGUGCCCACCCAGGUCAACUAUGUGGCUAAGGCCGCCAACCUGUACGCCGACGGCGGCUACGAGCUGCAGGGCUCGGCCUAUGUGGUUGAGAAGUACCUGGGCAACACGUGGCUGUGGGACCGCGUGCGUGUGGUGGGUGGCGCGUACGGCGGCUUCUGCUCCUUCGACUCGCACAGCGGCAUGUUCACAUACAUGAGCUACCGCGACCCCAACCUGCUGGACACCAUUGAGAGCUACGACGGCUCGGCCGCCUACCUGCGCGGCCUGGAGCUCAGCAGCGAGGAGCUGACCAAGGCCAUCAUCGGCACCAUGGGCGACAUCGACGCCUACCAGCUGCCCGACGCCAAGGGCUACAGCGCGCUGGUGCGCCACCUGCUGGGCGUCAGCGACGAGGAGCGCCAGCAGCGCCGCGACCAGAUCCUGGCCACCAGCAACAAGGACUUCAAGAACUUCGCCGACGCCAUCGAGUGCGUGCGCGGCUCGGCGGGCCGUGUGGUCGCUGUGACCAGCCCCGAGAAGGCCGGCAAGGUGCUGGAGGAGAAGCCCGGCUUCUGGGAGCUCAAGAAGGUGCUGUAAGGAACUAGAGGAGGUGGAGGAGAUGCAGGUGGAGGAGGUGCAGGCAGAUGCACGCGUUGGUGGGACAGCAUUCGACUACAAAGUUGUGACCGCGGUGGUUGUGGCAGUUGCGGAGGAGGAGCGCGGGAGCGGGAGGAGCCGGGAGCGGGAGGCAGAGUGGGCGGUGAGCGAGGUAAGAUGACACACAAAUGAGCAGGCGACUGACAGGAGGUGAAUCGGGCGUGCUGAGGAAGCGCGCCAAUCGUUUCGCACGGCCGGAUGGUAUGUGGAGCACUGUGUGUGAUUGCAUGCGCCCGGGCCAGCCACGCAGUAUGUAUGUACGUAUGAUACAGCCGUGUUAUGAUAUGGCUGUGUGCACAUUGUAUAGCCCUCGUUUGUUUCGUGUCGGCACUUGUGUUGGCAUUGCGUUGCGCAUUACAUGGCACACACGCACGGAGGCGGAGGCACUGGGAGGCAGAACGUUUUGCGGUGCCUUCCUGACUUGCUGCGCCACUGCCUGCCACAGGGGCUGGCAGGGGUGGCGUCAGGGACACUCGCGUUGGCCCGUGGCGGCCCAGUGCCAGUAACAUGUAGGUGCUUUUGAAGUUCCUGUGUCCUAGAGCGUACAAGGCCCUUGAAAUUCAACCUGCGCUGCGUGGCCAGACCUGCAUUGGGAGUGCUCUGGAGUGCUGGAAAGCGCUGAAAUCGGGUGCAUGUAAGAUCUAAAAAGC
Molecule: messenger RNA, 4080 nt
Organism: Chlamydomonas reinhardtii
Lineage: Eukaryota; Viridiplantae; Chlorophyta; Chlorophyceae; Chlamydomonadales; Chlamydomonadaceae
Exons: 25
Coding region: 104-3370 (1088 amino acids)
Biological process (GO): protein processing
Molecular function (GO): metal ion binding
Source: RefSeq, a predicted model, not a curated record